Cherax quadricarinatus is the source of this 977-nucleotide messenger RNA. NCBI's taxonomy places the organism in Eukaryota, Metazoa, Arthropoda, Malacostraca, Decapoda, Parastacidae. The record is from RefSeq and is a predicted model, not a curated record.
CAGUGUGUUUGACAUUAUAUGCCUUUAUACCUGCCAUGCAACAUUGUUCAGGUGCCAGUAUUGGUAUAUGGCAGGCACACAUACCUGCCAUGCAACAUUGUUCAGGUGCCAGUAUUGGUAUAUGGCAGGCACACAUACCUGCCAUGCAACAUUGUUCAGGUGCCAGUAUUGGUAUAUGGCAGGCACACAUACCUGCCAUGCAACAUUGUUCAGGUGCCAGUAUUGUAUAUGGCAGGCACACAUACCUGCCAUGCAACAUUGUUCAGGUGCCAGUAUUGGUAUAUGGCAGGCACACAUACCUGCCAUGCAACAUUGUUCAGGUGCCAGUAUUGGUAUAUGGCAGGCACACAUACCUGCCAUGCAACAUUGUUCAGGUGCCAGUAUUGGUAUAUGGCAGGCACACAUACCUGCCAUGCAACAUUGUUCAGGUGCCAGUAUUGGUAUAUGGCAGGCACACAUACCUGCCAUGCAACAUUGUUCAGGUGCCAGUAUUGGUAUAUGGCAGGCACACAUACCUGCCAUGCAACAUUGUUCAGGUGCCAGUAUUGGUAUAUGGCAGGCACACAUACCUGCCAUGCAACAUUGUUCAGGUGCCAGUAUUGGUAUAUGGCAGGCACACAUACCUGCCAUGCAACAUUGUUCAGGUGCCAGUAUUGGUAUAUGGCAGGCACACAGUUUAUUGUACACUAACAUUCAUUUAUUAAAAACUUUAAACAUGCCCUAAUAUUUACUGAAAUCAAAUAUAAAAAAUAGACAAUUAAAUGUGAAAUAAAUUUGCAAGACACUAAUCACCAGUUAUCUUCUUGAAUGCCCACUCUGACCCACCUCCAUGAUCAAGAUUAGUGGGUGCUCUGUAUGUAGCAUGAAUAAAUAGAAGGAUGAGAGGACUGAACCAUGGUAGACAGUACAGAAUCAGACUGUUAAUUUACAGACCACAGUUUGAUCCCCUCAUCCACCCUUCUGUUUAUUCAUUGAUG